Molecule: messenger RNA, 3166 nt
Organism: Lasiodiplodia theobromae
Lineage: Eukaryota; Fungi; Ascomycota; Dothideomycetes; Botryosphaeriales; Botryosphaeriaceae
Product: DNA repair protein
Exons: 4
Molecular function (GO): ATP binding; ATP-dependent chromatin remodeler activity
Source: RefSeq, a predicted model, not a curated record
CAACAACAACAACAACAACAACAACAACAACAACAACAACAACAACAACAACAACGACUACGGUCCCAUCUACGGUGCUCCGCCGACCCCAGGUCCAUCUCAUAAUGGCAUCCCAGGCCCGUCCGUUGCUACACCAGAGGAGCAGCAGCAGCAUUCGGCUCCAGUACUAACGCCGUUCGAACUGGCAAGGGCUGAGUACGAAGGUAAAAAAGCAAACGGAAUCAGCACCAUUGAGGACGACAUCACGUUCCUGCGGCUUCAGAAUGAAGAGGAUGCUAGAAAGAAGCAGGAGGCCGCUGACGCGCUCUACGAAGCAGAGGGAGAUAUGGAUGUUGAUGAGGACUUCGGCGCUCCUCAGGACGAUCCAGAAGAAGACUCUUUAUUCGUCCCCCGUUUUACUUCUCGCCGCCGCAAGAGUACCGGCGCUUGGCCGGGACGGGACGAUGAUGACGAGGACGACUUCCUCGACGUCGGCGAGGGCCCUUCCUCGGCCUCGGUGGACAGGGAUGAGGGGGAUAGCAGCGAAGAAGUCGAGGGAAAAAGAAAGAGGCGGAAGAGAUCCAAAUCCACCACUAGGAAGCGGGCCAAGAAGGGAGAAGGCUCGAGGAAAGGAAAGAAGAACGCAAGGGCGCAAUCGCCACAGGCGGAGGCUUCUACCAAUGGCGCUCGCGCUCUGGAUUCGCUGAUGCACUCGAACGUCUUCCGCGAUGCGGCGGCCAACCAGAACGCACCAGCCCUGCCAGAGAUCACAGAUACCCGCAAAACGGAAGCUUUGAAGAAACUGAUCGCGUCGGUUCCCCAAAGUCAAAGAAAGAAGGCCCUCACUGAUAGGAAUGAACUGUUAAAGGCAAGCCAGAAGUUUUCUCGUCGUGGUGCACGCCCGAACGGAGCUGGUGGGUGGAAGAUAACUGGCAUGGUGUCUUCAUUGCAGAACCAUCAGCUUAUCGGUGCCGGCUUCAUGCGAGAGAGAGAGGGUGCUGCAGAAAAGCCUCACGGUGGCCUUUGCGCUGAUGCAAUGGGUCUUGGUAAGACUCUUGAGAUGAUUGCAAAUAUCAUCAACGAUCGCCCGAGGAAGCCGGAGCCUGGAGAACCAAUAACCACUCUCAUCGUCCUCCCUGCAACGCUCGUCACGCAGUGGCACGACGAACUGAAGAAACAUGUGGAUCGCAAACAGCGACUCUCGAUUCUCGAAUGGAAAGCUGGCUCCCGACCCGAGACUCAUGAUCCCGUCGAAACUAUAAGCAAGUUCGACAUAGUCCUUACCACGUACUACGAAGUUCGGAACAGCUACCCGAAGGCGGAAGUUCCGAUAGAGCUCCAAACGAGCGAGGAGAAAAACGCGUGGUGGAAAGAGUACUUUGAGCAACACAAAGGGCAUCUGCACAGCGUUCAGUGGAGACGAGUGGUGCUCGAUGAGGCGCAAGCGAUCAAGAACUACCGCUCGGCGACAUCUCUGGCGUGCAGAGCGUUGAAAUCAAAGUACCGGUGGGCUCUUUCUGGCACUCCCAUUCUGAACUCGGCGCUCGAGCUCUACCCCUACUUCAAGUUCCUCCAGGUUCCAUACACGGGAACCUUCCGUGUGUUCAAGGUCAACUACUACAGCAAAGCCGACGACGAACCGAUGGAGAGGCUGAGCAUUAUGGUCAACCGCUUCAUGAUACGACGCACCCACAAAGACACAAUGUUUGGGGCGCCGAUCGUGAAGCUGCCUAAGGCGAGCGACCGCAUUCAUUGGGUGAAGUUCAACGACCUUGAGCGGGCCAUCUACGAGAUCGUGCGCAAGCGCAUGGUUACGCGGGUCAACAGUUUCGCUCAGGACAACACGCUGCAGCGCAACUACCGCAACGUACUGGUAAUGCUGCUCCGGCUGCGACAGAUGACGGGCAACCUGCUGCUUGUCGAGGUUGUGAUGAAGGACCUGCUCGAGCGCGAAGACCACGAAAAGAUUCGUAAAUUGGCCGAAAUGGAGCUCGAUGGCGACGAAACCAGACGCGCUCAGAUUAUUGAGCUACGCAGAAUGCUCUCGAAGCCGCCGCCAGACGCACAGGUCGACGAAAACGACGACAAUUACGGAUUCCUUGACGAUGUGCCUGACGAGGGGAUCAGCCUCGGACGGGCGCAUGGAAAGAAGUUCAACUUUAACAGGUACCUACAGGAUCUACGCGAGGGCAAAGAGUGGGAGGACCUUAAGAAGCGUACCCUCUGCGUUGUGUGUAAUAUGCCGCCUGAUCAGCCCUACGUCACCUCUUGCUACCACAUCUACUGCGAAGAGUGCCUGGAGAUGCAGCAGCAUGAGUCGGCUGCUAAAGGUGAGCCGCAUGCUCUCUGCCUGAAAUGCUCAGUUGAGUAUAUCUGGUCGCAUCCGUGCGAUGAAUUUGACCUCGACUCCAUCGUGUCGGAUAUCGACGAGGCAGAUAUCAAUGCAGAGGAUGAGCCGCCGGUAGAAAGGUGGCGCAAGAAGAAGAACAAGAAGAGAAAGGGAAAGGACAGGAAUGACGAGGAGAGUGUUACGCGGACAUGGAUCGAGAAGAACGGAACAGUGCUCCCGUCGGCCAAGACGAUCGCAGUCAAGGCCCAGAUCCUCAACUGGCUGCAGCAGGAUCCGGAGGCAAAGAUCCUGGUUUACACGCAGUUCAUCUCGAUGAUCCAGAUCAUGAAGAAGAUCUGCCAGAUGGAGGAAUGGAACUUCCUCGAAUACACGGGCAAGAUGACGAUUGCCGCGCGCGACAAGGCGCUCGAUUCGUUCAAGAACGGCAACGCCUCUAUCCUGCUAGCAAGUCUCAAAUGCGGCGGCUUAGGUCUCAACCUCACCGCCGCCAAGCAUGUUAUCUCGAUCGACCCUUGGUGGAACUCGGCUAUCGAGCAGCAGGCCUUCUGCCGCGUCUUCCGCAUCGGGCAAACUGAGGAGACGUCUAUGACCCGUUUCGCCGUCGCCAACAGCAUCGACGAGAAGUUGAUCGCAAUGCAGGAUAAAAAGCAGGAGGAGAUUGACCGCGUGAUGGGCGACAGUGGCCCACAGCGUGAAAAUCUCUCGGUUUCUGAAAUGAUGCGCCUGUUCGGUCCGGUCAGAGAAGAUAACCAGGGCCGGGAGUUCAUUAUUGUGGAAGACAAGGAGACGCUGCCGCAAUACGAUGCAGACAGUGAGGAUGAGGGUGAUGAGGACUGA